UUUUUUUUUCUUCUUCUCUGUUUAUAUCCUACUUUUACCAUGGGGUCUGAUUCAGUUUAUACCCCUCCUCAUCAAGUCAAGGUGCUUGCUGCUACUUCUCAACUUAAGGGACUCAUGACCAUUAUUCGUUCUCAAUCCACUCCUCGUGCUGACUUUAUUUUCUAUGCUGAUCGUAUCAUUCGACUCCUUGUGGAAGAAGGUUUGAAUCAUUUACCUGUGAUUGAUAAGGUCGUCGAAACUCCUACUGGUGUUGACUAUCAAGGUUUGGCUUUCCAAGGUCGUAUCUGUGGCGUUUCCAUUAUGCGUGCUGGUGAAGCCAUGGAACAAGGUUUACGAGAAUGCUGCAGGAGUGUUCGUAUUGGUAAAAUCUUGAUUCAACGUGAUGAAGAAACUCACUUGCCCAAGCUCUUUUAUGCCAAGUUACCAAAUGAUAUUUCUUCUCGUUACUGUUUGCUUUUGGAUCCUAUGCUUGCUACUGGAGGAUCUGCCAUGAAAGCUGUGGAAGUAUUAUUAGAUAAUAAUGUCCCUGAAGAUCAUAUCAUCUUUUUGAAUUUGAUUGCUUCUCCUGAAGGGAUAGCAGCCUUUGUUGAAAAAUUCCCCAAGGUCAAGAUUGUCGUGGGUGAAAUCGAUUCUGGUUUGGAUAGUAACAAGUAUAUUGUACCUGGUUGUGGUGAUUUUGGCUGCCGUUAUUUUGGUACUAAUGAUUAGAUUGCCCACGUUCACAUACAUAACACAUACGCACGCAUAUCCAUUUCAAUCCGUUAGAAACAUCCAUCCUUUGAUAUUCUAGUGUCUUCUUUAUUUUUUUAUGUUGUAUCAUCUGUGUUUUAUCAAUAAACAAACUCAUCAUCAUUAGUGUCAUUA
Halteromyces radiatus is the source of this 864-nucleotide messenger RNA. RefSeq names its product uracil phosphoribosyltransferase-domain-containing protein. Lineage: Eukaryota; Fungi; Mucoromycota; Mucoromycetes; Mucorales; Cunninghamellaceae. The record is from RefSeq and is a predicted model, not a curated record. Bases 40 to 708 code for a protein of 222 amino acids. The transcript has 5 exons.